AGAACAAGUCGUGUGACAUCGAUAUGGCUCCUCCUGCUCCUGCUGGUGCUGCAACUAUCAUUUAUCUCCGUGCUGUUGGUGGAGAAAGUGCUUCUCCCGCUGCUCUUGCUCCUAAAGUCGGUCCUCUCGGUAUGGCCCCCAAGAAGGUGGGUGAUGAUAUCCAGAAGGCCACUAUGGAUUGGAAGGGUCUGAAGAUCACUGUGAAGCUGACCGUUGUGAAUCGUCAGGCUACCGUGGAAGUGGUUCCUAGCGCUUCCUCUCUGAUCAUCCGUGAGCUCAAUGAGCCUCCUCGUGAUCGUAAGAAGGAGAAGAACGUGAAGCACAACGGAAACAUUACUCUCGAUCAGGUGAUCAAGGUGGCCAAGGUCCUCCGUGAGCGUUCCUAUGCCAACAAGCUGGCUGGAACCGUGAAGGAGGUGCUGGGAACCUGCUAUUCUGUGGGCUGCACCGUCAAUGGACAGCAUCCUUCUGACAUUAUCGCCGCCAUCGACAAUGGAGAAAUUGAGGUGCCUGAGGAAUAAGUAACGUGUGGAUUGUUCGAUGGACAUGAUUUU
This is a messenger RNA of Blastocystis hominis, 554 nucleotides long. RefSeq lists its product as hypothetical. The coding region runs from base 24 to 521 and encodes 165 amino acids. Lineage: Eukaryota; Bigyra; Opalinata; Blastocystidae. Gene Ontology annotation, biological process: translation. Gene Ontology annotation, molecular function: large ribosomal subunit rRNA binding; structural constituent of ribosome. Gene Ontology annotation, cellular component: ribosome; cytosolic large ribosomal subunit. The record is from RefSeq and is a predicted model, not a curated record. The transcript has 6 exons.